Momordica charantia (bitter melon) is the source of this 1376-nucleotide messenger RNA. Its product is annotated as fasciclin-like arabinogalactan protein 7. Gene Ontology annotation, biological process: plant-type secondary cell wall biogenesis. NCBI's taxonomy places the organism in Eukaryota, Viridiplantae, Streptophyta, Magnoliopsida, Cucurbitales, Cucurbitaceae. Gene Ontology annotation, cellular component: plasma membrane. The record is from RefSeq and is a predicted model, not a curated record.
CAAAUCUCUCAGUAUAAGAUGAUUAGAUCCAAGAUGAGAAGAAAAUGAUGGGGCAGAAAUCCAGGUAAGGGACACAUGGCUCAGGGGUACUGACAACAUUAAUUAGAUGUUCGUAUGAUUGUGAAAGACCAACCUACAUGUCUCUGUCUUGUUAAUAUGUUCUUCAUAUCCCGUAAAAGGAACAAAUAGAACCACCGUUCACCAGUUGUAAGUUGUAACCCCCAACUUUUGAGAUCUUUCCUUUCCAUCUACAUUUUAUAUACUCCUCAAACUUCUCCACUUUUAUUCAUCUUCUCCAUUUCCUCUCUUGCUCUCUGCUUUCACCCAGGACAAGACGAGAAAGAAAAAAGAUGAAUCUUUACUUGAUUUUCUUGUUUGGUAUUUGGCUACUGCUCUUGUGCUCUUCUUCACCGGCAUGUGCUCGAACGGCUGCUUCGCCUCCUUCACUUAGCCCGAUUCCGGCACCGGCUCCGGCCCCCGCCCCGGAUCAUGUCAACCUCACUGAUUUGCUUACUGUAGCAGGCCCAUUCCACAAGUUCCUUGGCUACCUUGAAUCCACCAAAGUCAUUGAUACCUUCCAAAAGCAAGCCAACGAUUCUGAAGAGGGGAUAACCAUAUUCGUGCCAAAAGAUGGUGCAUUUUCAUCCCUCAAGAAACCUUCUCUAUCUAAUCUCACCAAGGGCCAGCUCAAGUCAUUGCUACUCUUUCAUGGCCUACCACAUUACUACACUCUAGCUGAUUUCAACGCCCUUAGCCAAAAGAGUCCCAUAACAACAUUUGCUGGUGAGCAGUACACUUUGAAUUUCACUGAUGCMUCCGGCACCGUGCACAUCAGCUCCGGCUGGACCAACACCAAAGUGAGCAGCAGUGUGCUUUCGACCGAUCCCAUUGCAGUUUAUCAAGUCGAUGAUGUACUCCUUCCGGAGGCAAUCUUUGGAACUGAUAUCCCUCCCGCCCCAGCUCCAGUACCGAGUCCCAAUGUCGCUCCUGCUGCUGAUUCUCCAUCUGCUGAAACUGAAGGCAGGACUUAUCCAUCAUCAAUGGGGUCGCCUUCUUCUUCCUUCAGGAUUUCUGGWGGGGGGCUCUGCAGCCAGUUGGUAUUAGCAGUUUCAAGUGGAAUGCUCCUAUUCUCGUGAGGAAGAAGGAUAAAAUGUUGUAUUGUUACUACAGUUUGUUUCUCUGUGUUUCAMUUUUGUUUAAUGCAAUGAUGUGAAGCUACUAUACUUACAAUUCUUUAAUGGAAUGGCAUACUAUGGUUGAGUUAGAUUCAUCUUUCUGUUAAUAAAGUAAACAGGAAUCUGAAGCACCAGAUAUUGCUCAGAACAUCAUUUUCCAAAGACAUGUUUUAAAAGGUAAAGAGAAACUGAGUUAAACAA